Messenger RNA from Salarias fasciatus (jewelled blenny), 1658 nucleotides. It is a transcript of the gene pusl1, whose product is annotated as pseudouridine synthase like 1. The record is from RefSeq and is a predicted model, not a curated record. Lineage: Eukaryota; Metazoa; Chordata; Actinopteri; Blenniiformes; Blenniidae. Bases 304 to 1209 code for a protein of 301 amino acids. Gene Ontology annotation, molecular function: RNA binding; pseudouridine synthase activity. Gene Ontology annotation, biological process: tRNA pseudouridine synthesis. The transcript has 8 exons.
UACAAGCUCAAAACAUCGAGAAAAAGCGUGUUUUUGGACACAGUGGUUCAAUUUGUUGCAAUUUUUGCGGCGUUUGUAAAGAUAAUGUGUUUACACGAGCUCUGAAAAGAUUCAAUCUGAUCGCUCUCGUGCGUUAAUACAAAAAGAUGGACGCGCACGUGACUCUUACACCCGGCUUCAAAGUCACUCUCAUGUCUUUUUCGUGAAGUUAUUGCUGUAAAAGACAGUCGCAUCAGGGAAAGCCUCGAUGUUUGUGUGUUUUCAUUGUUUCUCUAAUGUAAAUAUGAUCGCGGUGCAGACGACAUGCACAGCUUUGCGCGCUACCUCGUCUUCUUCCAGUACAUAGGAACAAAAUACAGCGGCGUCGUGAAAGGACCUCCGCAUAAUUUGGAGAAGAGGGGAGUUCAGGACUACUUGGAGGAUGCCAUCCAGAAGCUGAAGCCCGUGAACCCAGUGUCUCUAUCCAUCUCCAGCAGAACAGACACUGGAGUUCACGCUCUCUCAAACUCUGCCCACUUCGACCUCCAACGCAGGGACGACAAGCCCCCGUUCACCGAGGACGUCGUGGUUCAAGCUCUCAACUUCCACCUCAAGACUGAGCAAAUCCGGAUCACCCGCGCCCGCCGUGUUCCCGCUGACUUCCAUGCCCGUUACCGCGCCCAGUCUCGAACCUACGUCUACAGAUUAGCUCUGGGCUCGUCCCACUACUCGCUGCUCCCACUCACAGACGGCGAACUGUGCUGGAGCCUCAGCAACACGGAGCUCGAUAUGUUCGCCAUGCGUGAGGCCGCGGCCCUGCUGGCCGGGACUCACGACUUCAGCACUUUCAGAGCCGUCAGCUCCGACUUGCCUUUUAAGAACCCCGUGAAGACGCUGGACGUGGUCGCCAUCCGGCCAGGAAGCUCCUUCGCACAGUCGCACUUCCACGGAGAGUUGCAGUUCUUGGAGCUGACAUUUACAAGUCGAUCUUUUUUGUAUAAGCAGGUCCGGAGGUUGACGGGGGCACUGGUGGCAGUAGGUCAGGGGAAGCUCUCCAUCCCCCGGCUGAAACACCUGCUGGAGGUCCGGGACAGUCUGGCCUACCCUCAGGGAAUGGCUGCUCCGGCUCAGGGCCUCUUCCUCACUAAAGUGGACUAUGAGGAGACAGACCUGCAGCCGUCAGAGGAGCAGCGACCUUCUACCAGCAACUCAAAGGAUGGAUGCACUUGACAAACUGAUGGAUUUUAAAACUGCUGUAAAGAAUAUAAAGAGAGAGUAAAGGUUUUGAUGUUGCAUUGUCUAUUUUUUCAGACAUGAAUAAUCAAUCGACUACAUCCAGGUGUACUUCUACAUGUUCUUUUAAUUCAACAUAGUGAGAAUACAGAACUUUGUCCUUGAACGCGUCUCGGCUACAGAAGACCGCACACCUUGAACCUCUCGCUGUCGGCACACGGCCUUCAGGCUACGACAACCUGAAGCCCGGGCCGACAGCGUGCACACUGAUGACCUGGGCUGUUCCAGUUCCUCAAAAAAUUAUCAUACAAGGUAUAGAACAUGUGGGGGAGGGUGUUACGUCCUAUAGCCAGAACUGGCUCUCGUACAGCGGUGUAACAACAAGGAUCAACAAAGUGCUCACACACACACACUCACUGAUAUUGUAUUAUAUUCCAAUGUCCAAA